AUGUCAAUAUUCCGACCUAAAUCAUGGCGAAAAUCCAAAAAUCUAGGUACUCCCGGGCCCAAUUUUACUAUCGAUAAUGGACUGGGUACACCCGAUAUCCCACCUGCAACUCCAUAUACUAUUCAUGGUAGUACUUCCUCAUCCUACCAUAAUAAGAGUACGGCCAGGACAUCAGUCAAGGUAUCAACAAAUGUACCUCCCACUGCUCCUCCUGCUUAUGCUCCUACCUCCCCAGUGGAUGGGUUCAGAGAUAAAUCCGGUGAGGACCCUCUAGAAAUUCUAAAAGAGUACGAUACGGUCUUCCUAAUCGACGAUAGUUCAUCGAUGAAAGGUCGAAGAUGGACUGAAGCUCGUACUGCCCUCAUGGGCGUGGCUGACAUCGCCGCGAGGUAUGACCAAGAUGGGAUUGAUGUCAAGUUCCUGAACAGUAAGAAGGAAGGUAAUGGUUUAAGAACCGGAAAUCAAGUGAUGCAAUUGUUCGAAGCUGUAAAGCCCAGUGGAGCGACACCGACCGGUCAACGGCUCGAGAAUAUUUUGAGAGAAUACAUGAUCUCCCUUGAGAAAGGAAAUCGAACUUCUGCGAUGUUCACAAGGAAUCCAGGAGUAAAACCUAUGAAUCUAAUCGUUAUCACUGAUGGGGCUCCUACGGAUGAUCCCGAAAGUGUGAUAAUAACAUUUGCUAAACGCCUCGAUAAGGGUGAAUUCCCACUUUCUCAGGUUGGGAUACAAUUCCUACAAGUAGGCAAUGACCCAUCGGCCAAAGAAGCGCUUCAAGAGCUCGACGAUGGGUUAUCGGACAAACACGAUAUAAGAGAUAUGGUCGAUACUGUCCCAUAUUGCGGGCAGGAGUUGACAGCUGAAAUGAUCGUUAAGACUUUGAUUGGCGGUAUUAACAGACGUAUGGAUAGGAAAGCCUAG
Messenger RNA from Kwoniella botswanensis, 918 nucleotides. RefSeq lists its product as uncharacterized. The transcript has 7 exons. The coding region runs from base 1 to 918 and encodes 305 amino acids. Lineage: Eukaryota; Fungi; Basidiomycota; Tremellomycetes; Tremellales; Cryptococcaceae. The record is from RefSeq and is a predicted model, not a curated record.